Fonsecaea monophora is the source of this 1569-nucleotide messenger RNA. RefSeq lists its product as hypothetical. Gene Ontology annotation, molecular function: transmembrane transporter activity. Lineage: Eukaryota; Fungi; Ascomycota; Eurotiomycetes; Chaetothyriales; Herpotrichiellaceae. Gene Ontology annotation, cellular component: membrane. Gene Ontology annotation, biological process: transmembrane transport. The record is from RefSeq and is a predicted model, not a curated record. The transcript is spliced from 10 exons. Bases 1 to 1569 code for a protein of 522 amino acids.
AUGUCUGAAAAACAACUGUCGGACCAUGUCGAGACGGGUUGGUCUCCAGUCGAGCCCGAGCCUCAAGGGAGCGGCGGAAAUGUGCCUGCUGGCCACGUCCCCGUGACAAACGAAGAGAAAGCAUUGAAUCGAGCGUUAAACUACAAGAUCGACACAAUAAUUCUUCCAUUUUUAUCUCUAUUAUAUCUUUUUAAUGGAUUAGAUCGAGGCAACGUUGGAAAUGCCGAAACGCAAGGCUUUACCAAGGACAUUGGAGCUCAGCCAGACGACCUCAACCUGGCAGUCAGCUUGUUCUUCAUCACGUUUGUGCUGUUCCAACCUCCCUCCGCCGCCGUCGGAAGGUACCUGGGAGCGAAGAACUGGGUGCCGAUCAUUAUGUUUUGCUGGGGCAUCCUCACCAUUUGCCAGGCUUUUAUCAAGGGACGAGCUACGCUGAUUGCGACACGACUACUCAUUGGCCUUUUUACUGUUCCUCGAACCACGAAAUUCCUGCUAACGCUAAAGCAGGAGGCAGGAUUUUAUCCUUGCUGUGUUUUCUACUUGUCGACAUUCUAUACCCGUUUCGACCUCGCCGUCCGCCUCGGACUCUUCUACGGACAAUAUGCUGUCGCUGGUGCCUUCUCCGGUUGCAUUGCGUACGGAAUUUUCCACAUCAAGACCGGCUCGCUCAAGAACUGGCAAUACCUCUUCAUCAUCGAAGGUGGCGCUACAUGUCUCAUUGCCAUCGUUGCAUGGUUUUGGAUGCCCCUCGGACCGGGAAGUGCGUGGUUUCUCAAAGACAAGGAUCGAGCAUACGCGGUGGAGCGUAUCCGUCUGGACAACGCCAUGUAUUCGCAACAUGCCUACGGCGACAGCGGUGUCGAGAAGGAGAGGUUGACGAGGCGCGAUGUGGUUGAGACGGCAAAGGACUGGAAGCUUUGGUAUGUGCUGUUCUUCAACAUCCUAGCUAGCGUCCCCGGGCAGGCAUUCUCUGUGUUUCUCCCUCUUGUUGUCGCUGGACUGGGAUAUUCCUCCAUUGAGGCGAACUUGAUGUCUGUGCCGCCAUAUCUUUGUGGAGCAGUCGGGUUGUACAUUUUCGCCGUCAGUUCGGAUCGCAGGAAAGAACGCGGCUAUCACAUCUUUGUCGGUCUCUUGAUCACCCUCGUCGGGCUCAUCAUCACGGUGACUGUCCAGCGCCACGGCGGCAAGUAUGCUGGCUUGUGCAUCUUGCUGUUUGGCAGUUAUAUCUCGGCACCAUUGACCGUGGCCUGGCUGAGUGGCAACACUCCUGAACCCGGGAAGAGAGCACUCGUCCUGGGCGUCAAUGGAUUUGGAAAUCUAUCCGGGGUCAUCGGGGCACAAAUCUUCCGGGCAUCCUAUGCGCCAAAGUACCUGGUGCCGUUUUAUAUAACACUGGCAUUCAUCGCCGUCGCGCUGGCCGGAUACCUUUCAUACCGUUUCACAUUGGCAGCGGUGAACAGACGAAGGCAGGCUAAAGUGGCAGCCAUGACUCCCGAGGAGUUCGAAGACGAGAAGACCACACCUCUGAGAUAUGCGGACAAGAAGUAUACCUUUAUCUACGGCCUGUGA